Porites evermanni is the source of this 2565-nucleotide messenger RNA. Lineage: Eukaryota; Metazoa; Cnidaria; Anthozoa; Scleractinia; Poritidae. The record is from the annotation of a GenBank genome assembly.
AUGUUAGAAAAAGGCAAAAGAGAAACUACGGAGGAUACACUCGCAUAUACAAACCCAAUUUACCCAAAGUCCAUGACACAAGCAAUUAAGCUAGCCGUCGAAACACUGAUGACUUCCGACGAGAUUGUGAAACACCUUUUCACUCUCCUUUCCCUCUGCGCACCACAACAAUUAAACGUGGACGUAGCAAUCAAUUAUAUCAUUAACGUACUCCACGACUUUCAUGAAGAGGACAAGGAACUAAUACGCGUGAAGUUAAGAAAUUACUCACUUUUGCUUUUCGAAGAUGACCAAGGUGGCUACUUCAUUCGUGUGCACCAGGUUGUGCACGAUGCUAUCCAAAUUAUGAUGAGCAAUUGCCCAGAGAGUCAAACCCCUAAAGUCGUAAAUGCCGUUAUUACAUCAUUUGACGAAUUUAUAGACGCUGUUCCACAAUUGAAUAGGAGACUGGACACCAUACGUCUCGUUCCACAUUUAAAGGCCAUAACCGUGGUAACCGACGAAGUGUUUGUAAAAGAAAAUUUUCUCCAAGUUCACGAUCAAGACAUUUCAGAAAAAUGUGAAAACCUAGCGCAUAUUUGUAAAAUGCAUUGUAAAUUUAACGUGGCCAAAACAUACUUUACACAUUCACUCGCCAUAAAACUUGAAAAGCUCGGCCCUGAACAUGUUGAUGUUGCGAGAAGCUACAAUGACUUGGCUUCAAUUUACAAGGACCUAGGUGACCUCGAGCAAGCCAAGGAGUAUCAGCAACGUGAUCUAAAGAUUAGAGUGGACAAGCUUGGCCCUGAACAUGUUGAUGUUGCAACAAGCUACAAUAACUUGGCUUUACUUUACCAGGACCUAGGUGACCUCGAGCAAGCCAAGGAGUAUCAGCAACGUGCUCUAAAGAUUACACUGGACCAGCUUGGCCCUGAACAUGUUCAUGUUGCAACAGGGUACAAUAACUUGGCUUUAAUGUACAAGGACCUAGGUGACCUCGAGCAAGCCAAGGAGUAUCAGCAACUUGCUCUAAAGAUUACACUGGACAAGCUUGGCCCUGAACAUGCUGAUGUUGCAACAAGCUACAAUAACUUGGCUUCAAUUUACAAGGACCUAGGUGACCUCGAGCAAGCCAAGGAGUAUCAGCAACUUGCUCUAAAGAUUAGACUGGACAAGCUUGGCCCUGAACAUGUUGAUGUUGCAACAAGCUACAAUAACUUGGCUUCAAUUUACCAGGACCUAGGUGACCUAGAGCAAGCCAAGGAGUAUCAGCAACGUGAUCUAAAGAUUACACUGGACAAGCUUGGCCCUGAACAUGUUGAUGUUGCAACAAGCUACAAUAACUUGGCUUUCAUUUACAAGGACCUAGGUGACCUCGAGCAAGCCAAGGAGUAUCAGCAACGUGCUGUAAAGAUUAGACUGGACAAGCUUGGCCCUGAACAUUUUGAUGUUGCCACAAGCUACUGUAACUUGGCUUCAAUUUACUAUCACCUAGGUGACCUGGAGCAAGCCAAGGAGUAUCAGCAACUUGCUCUAAAGAUUAGACUGGACAAGCUUGGCCCUGAACAUGUUAAUGUUGCAAGAAGCUACAAUGACUUGGCUUUAAUUUACCGGGACCUAGGUGACCUCGAGCAAGCCAACGAGUAUCAGCAACGUGCUCUAAAGAUUACACUGGACAAGCUUGGCCCUGAACAUGUUGAUGUUGCAACAAGCUACAAUAACUUGGCUUCAAUUAACCAGCACCUAGGUGACCUCGAGCAAGCCAAGGAGUAUCAGCAACGUGCUCUAAAGAUUAGACUGGACAAGCUUGGCCCUGAACAUGUUGAUGUUGCAACAAGCUGCAAUAACCUGGCUUUAAUUUACAAGGACCUAGGUGACCUCGAGCAAGCCAACGAGUAUCAGCAACUUGCUCUAAAGAUUACACUGGACAAGCUUGGCCCUGAACAUGUUGAUGUUGCAAGAAGGUACAAUAACUUGGCUUCAAUUUACCAUGACCUAGGUGACCUCGAGCAAGCCAAGGAGUAUCAGCAACUUGCUCUAAAGAUUACACUGGACAAGCUUGGCCCUGAACAUGUUGAUGUUGCAAGAAGCUACAAUAACUUGGCUUUAAUUAACCAGGACCUAGGUGACCUCGAGCAAGCCAAGGAGUAUCAUCAACGUGCUCUAAAGAUUAGACUGGACAAGCUUGGCCCUGAACAUGUUGAUGUUGCAAGAAGCUACAAUAACUUGGCUUCAAUUUACCAGGACCUAGGUGACCUCGAGCAAGCCAAGGAGUAUCAGCAACGUGCUGUAAAGAUUACACUGGACCAGCUUGGCCCUGAACAUGUUGAUGUUGCAACAAGCUACAAUAACUUGGCUUCAAUUUACCAUGACCUAGGUGACCUCGAGCAAGCCAAGGAGUAUCAGCAACUUGCUCUAAAGAUUAGACUGGACAAGCUUGGCCCUGAACACGUUGAUGUUGCAACAAGCGACAAUAACUUAAGCAACGACGACGGCGACGGCAACGAGGACGGCAAUAGCUUUGCAUGUGCAUCACGCUCUUUUUGGACGGUCAUAUUUUGUUGUCGUUGCAUGACUAAGACGUGA